AGCUUUUUUGGAGGGCUGUUAGAGCUAGUACUGAACAGAAGUUCAAACAUGUAAUGGAAAAGAUCAAAUCUUUAGAUACUCAAGCAUAUGAGUACCUUAUAGACAGAGAUCCUACUACCUGGUCUAAGGCAUUUUUUAAAGAGGGCAGAGAUUGUGAUGCAGUUGAGAAUGGGGUGAGUGAGAGUUUCAAUUCUGCUAUUAGGCAUGCUAGAAGGAAACCAAUCAUCACUAUGCUAGAGGAGAUUAGGAUAUUUGUGAUGGAGAGGAUAUACAGUCAAAGAGUAGAAGGAAUUGAAUGGGAUUUGAAUAUCUGUCCAAGUAUUAGGAAGCGUAUACAAGAUUUGAAGGUUAAACAGAGAUUGUGGGGGGUUACUCCUUGUGGUUAUCAAAAGUAUGAAGUUAGGUUCAAUGAUGCAGCAUAUGGAGUGGAUCUGAUUGCAAAGACUUGUGCAUGCAGAAUAUGGCAACUUACAGGGAUACCAUGCUUACAUGGAGUAGCUGCAAUCUCUUCCCUGAAUCAAGAUGCAGAAACAUAUGUGUCCCAAUCAUACAGUAAAGAGGCUUUUCUAAAAUGCUAUAAUUAUAGCAUUAACCCUGUCAAUGGUAGUGAUAUGUGGGAAGAAGUUCCUUAUCGAAAGCCUUUGCCUCCCAAAAGAAGAAGAUUACCUGGUAGGCCAUCAGUGAAAAGGAAGAGGGAUGCAGUGGAAAGGGAGUUGAGUGGACCAGUUAGACAUUCUGUGACAAGAAGGGGAUCCCUGAUAAAGUGUAGUAUUUGCAAGGAACCAGGUCAUAACAAGAUAAAGUGUCCAUCUAAGCAGCAAACAAAUACAUCAGCACCAAGUUCAUCCAGGGGUAGUGGAGCAGGACCAAGUCAACCACCAAGUUCAUCAGGGGGUAGUGGAGUAGGACCAAGUCAACCACCAGCAGCAUCCCAACCACCUCCACCACCACCACCACCACCAGCCCAACCACCUCCACCUCCACCACCACCACCACCAGCAGCCCAACCACCUCCACCACCACCACCACCACCACCACCACCAGCCCAACCACCUCCACCACCACCACCACCAGCAGCUGCAAGGCCUGUCCCAAGAAGGGCCCCAAUUGGUAGAACUGGACGGAGGAAAUAUUCUGAAAGGAUUGUCAAAAUGGCAUUGAGGAGGAACAUACCUGGGGUUGGGAGCAGUGCAGAGAACCCUGCAGUCCUUAAUUAAGUAGGUGUGUAGGUAGUAGGUGGGCACAUCUUUUGUUAUCAAGUUGUGAUGUAAAGACAAUACUAUGUGUUAUUUAUGCUUUUCUUUUGGGUUUGUGGGCACAUGGUUGCCCUUCUUUUGUGGUCCCUAGAAGGAAUCUUUUGUCCUUGUGUAUGCAGACAACUACUCAGUACUCACCCUUUAUUUAAUUUAGAAUAUUGAUGGAGUAUUUGCAAUGAAUUCAAC
Molecule: messenger RNA, 1442 nt
Organism: Lactuca sativa (garden lettuce)
Lineage: Eukaryota; Viridiplantae; Streptophyta; Magnoliopsida; Asterales; Asteraceae
Molecular function (GO): zinc ion binding
Source: RefSeq, a predicted model, not a curated record